Molecule: messenger RNA, 894 nt
Organism: Hordeum vulgare subsp. vulgare (domesticated barley)
Lineage: Eukaryota; Viridiplantae; Streptophyta; Magnoliopsida; Poales; Poaceae
Product: glycine-rich RNA-binding protein 4, mitochondrial-like
Exons: 5
Coding region: 83-589 (168 amino acids)
Molecular function (GO): RNA binding
Source: RefSeq, a predicted model, not a curated record
CCCCCUCCCCCUCUCCCAUUCCCCCCUCCCCCGCCGUCUCGUCUCGCCCCAAGCUCGUCCCUCCCGAGGUUAGUCUUAUUCCAUGGCGGCCCUCAUCAAGCUCGGAAGCCUUCUUAGGCAGAGUGCUUUCGCGAGCAGCGCAUCGACAGGCUCGGCUCCUGCCCUGUUCAACGCUGCCCGUUUCAUGUGCGCCGGCCAGUCUGGUCCUAGCUCCAAGCUUUUCGUCGGUGGUCUCGCCUGGGGUACUGAUGAUCACUCGCUCAAGGAGGCGUUUCAAAGCUUCGGAGAGGUCACCGAAGCACGUGUCAUCACUGACAGAGAGACUGGAAGGUCUAGAGGGUUUGGUUUUGUGAGCUUUGCGAGUGAAGAGGAUGCAGGAAAUGCCGCCAAAGGCAUGGACGGUCAGGAGCUUGGGGGAAGGAACGUCCGUGUGAACUUUGCCAAUGAGAGACCUUCUGGUGGCGGUGGCUUCCGUGCUGGUGGUGGCGGUGGCUAUGGAGGUGGUGGCGGCGGCUAUGGCGGUGGUGGCGGCUAUGGUGGUGGUGGAGGACGUGAUUAUGGUGGUGGUGGAGGACGUGAUUCCUUCUAAGAACGGCACCGACUAUCAGAAUUUGAAAUAACGAGCUUUUAGGACAGUGUCUUGAUUAUGUGGAACCUACGUUAUGUCUGUCUUAUCAUCUGUGAUCGUUGAACUCAAUAGGGGCAGAGAUCUGGUUCUAUGGUAUUUUUGUUUUUGGUUUGUUUCUUGUCUUGGAUGAUACAACAGUAAAAUCGUGCUUGCUGCUUCGAGACUCGGAUGAUUCUCUAGGAAGUUCAUGCAUUUUGCCGUAUGUUGCAUUGUGUACUUGUAGUAAUGGUUGCAGAUUAACGUGUGAUCAUAAAUUCUUAGUAUUA